AUGUCCGCGGAUCCGCAUCCACGCCAGACAGCCAAUCCAAUUGUAUUAAUAAAUGAUGAAGCCGAAUAUAAUAAUGUACUGCAAAAAGUUGGCAGCAAAGUGCUCGUCAUUGAAUAUUAUGCAAGUUGGUGCGGACCGUGCAAAGUGAUAAAUUCCAAAUUAGAAAAAUUAGCUCAGAAAUAUUCGCACAAGGUAGUUAUCGUUAGGAUAGAUGUCGAUGAAUGCGAACAAUUGGCAAUCGAUAAUAAUAUAGUCGCUAUGCCAACUCUGAUUGUAAUGAAGGGUAAACAGAAACUGGGGCAAUUUGCUGGUUUUAAAGUGGACCAAUUGGAAAAAACUGUUGAGAGAUUAAUUAAAAAACCAGAAGUUGUGCAAACGGAUCAACAAUCACCACCGUUAGUUAUAUCAGUGCGAGAACCGAUUCGAAAUGAUCCUUAUCAACAGCCGUCGACAAGCAACCCUGACGAUGCAGAUGCUGAUAAUUCCGCCGACGUUGAUACUCCGUCCACAUCGAGAAGUUCUAAAAUCAAGAAACCUAUACGCUUAUCGGCCACCCGACGCAUUUUAAAAUGA
Molecule: messenger RNA, 573 nt
Organism: Glossina fuscipes
Lineage: Eukaryota; Metazoa; Arthropoda; Insecta; Diptera; Glossinidae
Product: thioredoxin-2-like
Exons: 1
Coding region: 1-573 (190 amino acids)
Source: RefSeq, a predicted model, not a curated record